UGCAAAAAAAAAAUCAUAUUGAAAGGAUUUUAAUAAUUAUAUUUCUUGGUAAAAUUUAUGUAGAGUGUGAGCAGGUAAUAAAUGCAAUUUUUUCUGUGUUCUAAGUAGUUUUUUUUUUUUUUACAUUUUUUUUAAUAACAUAUCUUACUUUUGCAAUUAGGUCAGUGUACAAGACAUUAUGCUCAGUAAUAAAAUGUAUUUUAAAGUUAUUUUGUGUGCAUAUUUAUACAUGUAAUUUCCUGGGGACAGAAAUUACAUGUAUAUACUAUAGACUGACUAGCUAGUAGUAUAUAGAGGGGAAUAGGUAACGCCCACGUGAUUGGUGAGCUUGGUGAGUGUGUCAACUUGCAGCCAAUCGCUGGCGGAGCAGGGGGCGUGGCCUUCCGCCGAAAAACAGGUGGAAAUCAAAACAGCGCUUUGACGUAGCCAGCCAGCUGGUAUUAUGGCGCAGCGGCGUGCGCGCAGCUCUCCUUACCCAGGCGAAACCAUCCAUCCAUCCGUCCGCUCAUCCAUUCAUCCUCCCUUCUGAAAUCCGCUCUCUUUCUCUCUUUCACACACACAUUAUCUCUCUCUCUCUCUCUCUUUUACACAGAAUGCAAAAAUACUAAAUACUAUUUUUUUUUCUUUUUAGCUAAGCUAUAGCUAUAUAUAUUUAUAUAUGAGAUUCAUUACCCGCUGCUCCAGAAGCAGCAGCAGCAGCAGCUCAGCUCUCCCAGCCGGGCUUCUUCAGCGGGCGUGAGCUCUCUAUCCACACGGCUUUGGGCUCGUACGGAGCGGACGCGUCCUCAGCAUCCAUCCGCCGCCGGGGAGAAGAGGCUAUGAGCCGGGGCCGCUGCACGGCGUGGGGAUUUAAACAGCAGCUGAGGGAGGGAGUGCUGGAGAGAGAGGCGAGCUGAAAAGGAAAAGGGAGGCGGGCUGCCGCCUCGCUCGCUGUGUGUCUGUGUGUGUGUGUGUCUGUGUAAAGUGUGUGUGUGUGAGAGAGGGAGUGUGUGUUUGUGCCUUUUUUCGCCGGUGCUGUAACGUUAGGCUUGUUAGCUCCAACAGCAGCCUGGAAAAGGAGCCUCUCAGAGCUGAGCUGAGCUUUUUAAGCAGCUACGUUUUGUGUUUUAUCGUAAAAAACGAUGGCUAUUCAGACUGAGAAAACCACGGAGGAGAAAGGCGUUGUUUUCGGCUGACUGUCUGACCUGCUGCCUAUGGUCCUUCACCAUCAUUAAAUCCUCUGGAAGGGUGAAACCUAUAUAAUGUAUGCGCUCCGAUUAAAAUGACUCUUAAAACGCCGUUUUUCUGGAUGCGUUUUGAGAUUUUUCAGAUGUUCUCCGUCAUCGCGAAUCUGUGGCCAAACACCGCGAGACGCACCGACCGCGAGCCCGCUGCUUCCCACAGCGGCCACCGCCACCACAGCUGGACAUGUUGAUACCAACCUAAAAAUGGAUAUAGUUUUUGCUCUUCUCUGGCUGCUGGCUGCGUUUCUCAAGGGCAUUCUUUGCCAGGGAGUAUACGCUCCUCCUAACGUUCGCAUCAUCCACUCCGGCCACGCCUGCAACGUAGAGGAAGAGCGCUACACUGAGAGGGUCUACACCAUCAGGGAGGGGGAGACACUGGAGCUGGUCUGCCUGGUCUCAGGGCAUCCACGACCUCAGAUACGAUGGACGAAGACGGCGGGCAGCGCGUCCGACCGCUUCCAGGACUCCAGCGUGUUUAACGAGACCCUGCGCAUAUCCCGCAUCCAGAGGCACCAGGGCGGCCGCUACUACUGCAAAGCAGAAAACGGCCUGGGCUCCCCCGCCAUCAAAUCCAUCCGAGUCGACGUCUACUAUCUAGAUGAUCCUGUGGUGACGGUGCACCAAAGUGUGGGAGAAGCUAAGGAGCAGUUCUACUACGAGAGGACCGUCUUCCUCCGCUGUGCCGCUAACUCUAACCCACCGGUCCGGUACAGCUGGAGACGAGGACGGGAGUUUCUGUCGCAGGGCUCUGAUAAAGGGGUGGAGAUCUACGAGCCUUUCUUCACACAAGGGGAGACAAAGAUCCUCAAGCUUAAAAACCUUCGACCUCAGGACUACGCCAACUACACCUGCACUGCCUCCGUCCGCAACGUGUGUGGCAUCCCCGACAAGAGCAUACUCUUUCAGCUCUCCAAUAAAACAGCGUCUCCCACCAUUAAGCUGCUAGUAGAAGACCCCAUUGUGGCAAACCCAGGACAGACUGUGACUCUGGUCUGCAUCACCUCCGGAGGCGAGCCCACCCCGGUCCUGUCGUGGGUGCGCAACACUGAGGGGCUUCCCAAGAAGAGCGUCCUGAACGGUGGGACGCUGACCAUCCCUGCCAUCAGCACUGAGGAGGCCGGGGUCUACAGCUGCGUGGCCAGCAAUAACGUGGGCAACCCUGCCAAGAAGUCCACCAACAUCAUAGUCAGAGCUCUGAGGAAAGGUCGCUUCUGGAUCACGCCCGACCCUUACCACAAUGACGACAACAUUCAGAUCGGCCGGGAGGUGAAGAUCUCCUGUCAGGUGGAGGCCACGCCCGCCGAGGAGCUGAUGUUCAGCUGGCUGAAAAACGGCCGUCCGCUGCGCAGCUCUGAGCGCAUGGUCAUCACCCAGACGGACCCAGAUGUUGCCUUGGGAACCACCAACCUGGACAUCAUUGACCUGAAGUUCACUGAUUUUGGUACCUACACGUGUGUGGCGUCUCUGAGGAAUGGCGGUAUUCCUGAGAUCAGCAUAGAUGUCAACAUCUCGUCCACCACCGUACCCCCGAGUCUGACGGUCCCCCGAGGAAAGUCCCCGCUGGUGACGCAGGAGGGGGACACGGUGGAGCUUCAGUGCCUGGUGUCAGGCAAGCCCAAGCCCAUCAUCCUCUGGUCUCACGCAGACAAGGAGCUGCCCAUGCCCGACGGCAACCUGCAGACGGAGAGCUACGACGGCAUCCUGCGCAUCGUCAACGUCUCACGCGAGAUGACCGGUACCUACCGCUGCCAGACCAGCCAGUACAACGGCUUCAACGUCAAGCCCCGAGAGGCCGUCGUGGAGCUCAUCGUGCAGUAUCCUCCUGCAGUGGAACCCGUGUACACCGAGAUUCGGCAGGGUCUGGGCCGGGCCUUCAGCCUGAGCUGCAGGGUGCUGCGCGCGCACCCGUCCCGCGUGCUGAAGUACGAGUGGAAACUGGGCACCCGGCUGCUGACGGUGGGGCAGUUCGACACUCGCGACGAGACAGAGUACCACGUGAGAGCGCUGAACCGCGAGGGCUACGGUGCAUACACCUGCGACAUCACUAACGAGGCUGGUGCAGGACGCUGCACAUUCCUGGUCACUGGGAAGGCCUUCGCUCCGGAGUUUUACUACGACACGUACAGCGCCCUCUGGCAGAACAAGCCCAGCGUCUACGGCUUCAAACUCCAGUGGACACAGAUGAAUCCCAAUUCAGUGGACCGGAUCAUGGCCUAUCGGCUCGGUAUCAAACAGACAGGGCAGCAGAGAUGGUGGGAGCAGGAGAUCCCGAUGGAAGGCAACAUCCAGAGAGGAGAUCUUAUUACCUACAACCUGACCGAGCUGGUCAAACCCGAGGCCUACCAGGUGCGCCUUACUCCAAUCACUCGCUUCGGAGAGGGAGAUUCAGCUGAAAGGAUUAUUCGCUACAGUGCUCCUGUAAACCCUCACUGGAGUAAAUUCCAUUGCAACUUUGAGGAAGAAGCCAUAUGUAUGUUCACCCAAGACAAGGCCGAGGAAUUUGACUGGACGAGACACAGCGCCGCCACCAGGGACACCAAGUACACUCCCAACACCGGACCCAGCAGUGACCGCAGUGGAUCCAAGCAAGGUUAUUACAUGUACAUAGAAACUUCAAGACCUCGUCAGGAAGGAGACAAGGCUCGACUGUUGACUCCAUUGUUCAACGUUGCUCCAAAAAAUCCCUACGGGAAUGUGGCCACUAAUCCAACCUACUGCCUUAGCUUCUACUACCACAUGUACGGGAAACACAUAGGUGCCCUGAAUGUGUACUUGAGGCAGAAGAGUCAGACAGGUCAGGACAGCUCUGUGUGGACCCUCAGUGGAAACCAGGGGGACCGCUGGAGGCAAGCCAGAGUCAACAUCCACCCCACUUCCUCAUUCCAGAUGGUUCUGGAGGGGGUCCGUGGCUCUGGAAUCGAGGGGGAUAUUGCCAUAGACGAUGUGACCAUAGAGGAGGGCGAGUGUCGAGACCCCCCUCCCAAUAGCAAUCUAAGGUCUCUGGCUCCUCCCACAGCGAAACAUAUAUGGCAGUUGUGUCUGUCCGUGCUCUUGGCCUCGGUCAGCCAUCGGAGGUGACCGUGUCCUCGAGAGGUGAAAUCCGGCUCUGGCACUCCUAGGGGCUUCUGGCAGACAGGGACUGUCCGACUACAACUACCAAAGAUUCAUCCCGUCUGAUAGAGAGAGACAGAGAUCUGCGCAGGAUCCAGAUGGAGCACGGGAGGGAGUCGACCACCAGUUAACCAAUCAACAAUCAGUGCGUUACAGGAGGCCAGGGAGGGUCUUUUUCCAGGAUUCAGAAGCCUGUUAAAGUUGUUGAUGCGUGAAUGCUAAAUACCUGGAUACCUGGAUACCUGGAUACUUAGAUUCUUUGAUAGCAAUGUUCUGACCAGGUGAAUCUUCUCAAAGCACAAAGACACAUAUUUUCCAGAAGGGUUUAUGAUUAUGUUCAGUUUUUUUUUUCUCGCAGCGUUCUCACAUCUUGAAGAUCAUAUUAUAUGCGAAAUAUACUGUAUAUAUUACGCAAGUGGAAGACAAAGAGCCCCUUAUAAAAAUAUAAUAAUAAUAAUAAUAAUAAUAAUAAUAAGCAAGUCUUUUAAGUUUUUAAAAGAAUAUGGAAUAUUCAACAGCAUUUCCUCUUAAAAAAGCUUAAAAGUUUAAAAGUUUAAAAAUGCUCUGUUCUCUCUUUUAUUGCUCUUUUUCUUCUUUUUUUAAAUCUCCCAUAUCAUGGCAGUAGCAGAAGAAAGCAGCAAAAGAGGCUACAUAAGGCCAUAAUCUAGUCAUAAUCUAGUUUCCACCGCAUAGUUUCUAUUGCUAUCGUUAUAUUUUCAUCAUCACUGCUGAUAUCAGCGAGUAUCUCGCUAAUAUCAUUUUAAUUUAUUGCAUACAGUAUCUGACAAGCCGAACACUUCCUUACCUUACGUCUUUAAGAUUCAUUGAGUUGGCCUUUUCGUUUUAGAAGGACUUCUUCUUUAAAACAUUAAAACACGUUUAACAGAGGUGCAGGGACCGCUUGAAUGUCAACCCUUAACUCUUGCAUGGGAGGCCCACCGAAUUCUGAAACUGUGCCCGUCUGAAGCCGAGUCGUAUUUUCUCGAGGUGCGGAAAGAUAGCACAAGACCUUUCACCGUAGGACGCUGUUCAGAUGAGAACACGGAGCUGCUGUCUGCAACGCAAACUGCCAAGUGCCUUCAGAACUUCACGUAACAUCGGUCUGUUCCAACGCCUGGUGGGCUGUUGCUGAUCUUCGGCACAUUUCAUAGCAUAUCAAUUAGGGCUGCACGAUAUAAAAAAAAAUUAUAUUGACAUCGCCAUCCAGCCCAUAAACUGUCUGUUUUCCGGCUGUUUGAAUGAGCAAAACCUGUUCAGAAUGAAAGACGUUAAAUAACAUUGCAACACUGAAGAAGCAUAGACCUAUUAUUUAAGACAAAUGUCUAAGAACAGCUAAACACAGCACUGCAAAUCAAAAGUGCUUAGUUUUAGUUCUUCAGAGAGCUUUUAUCAGAGAUUUUUAUCAGUUGACCCUCUCGAUUGGGGUGUACAGGUGUAUAUAUGAGCUACUCCCAGAAAACGAAGGGUAUUCUAUCUGCAAUUUCAGUUAGUUUUAAUACGUUUUAUAAACACACAAUAUAGUUCCAGUUAGUUAAAAAAAAAUACAGUUUUUAUUUGUUUCAGUUGAUAAAAAUGUUUUUCACUUUCAGUUUUCAUCAUUUCUUUCGGUUUGGUUAACGUUAAUAACCUUGGUUACUUGGUUAUAUACUUGGUUAUCUUGCCAGAGCUUUAUAUAAAACAAAAAUAGCAUUAAAAAACAGAUGCCUAUGUCUCAGACUAUUUUCUGGAACCCGACCUGACCCUAAGCUCUAAUCCAGACCGACCGAAAGCGGAGUCAGCGCUUUAGAGUCAGCCAAGCACUCAAAACCCGAGGAAAACAGCAAAACAACAAUAAUCAAGCAUUUAAAUAUCCUUUUAAAAGGUAAAUAAGAACGUUUUUCUGGGAUUAAAAGCGUGAUUCCGGCUGUAACUGGGAAUACCUUUGCUCGUGUUUACGCCGGAGGCGUCGCUGCUCACUCAGAACGCUGAGUAUCUACAGGGGUUGGACAAUGAAACUAAAACACCUGUCGUCAUUUUUAGUGUGGGAGUUUCCAUGGCUAAAUUGGAGCAGCCUGGUGGUCAAUCUUUAUUAAUUGCACAUUGCACCAGUAAGAGCAGAGUGUGAAGGUUCAAUUAGCAGGGUAAGAGCACAGUUCUGCUCUAAAUAUUGCAAUGCACACUAUAACAUUAUGGGAGACAUACCAGAGUUCAAAAGAGGACAAAUUGUUGGUGCACGUCUUGCUGGAGCAUCUGUGACCAAGACAGCAGGUCUUUGUGAUGCAUCAAGAGCCACGGUAUCCAGGGUAAUGUCAGCAUACCACCAAGAAGGACCAACCACAUCCAACAGGAUUAACUGUGGACGCUGUAAGAGGAAGCUGUCUGAAAGGGAUGUUUGGGUGCUAACCCGGAUUGUAUCCAAAAAAUAUAAAACCGCGGCUGAUCAAAUCACGACAGAAUUCAAUGUGAAUCUCAACUCUCCUGUUUCCACCAGAACUGUCCGUCACCACAAUCAAUUAUUGUGGUCUAAAACCAGGUGUUUCAGUUUCAUUGUCCAACACCUGUAUUUCUUGUGUCAGGAAUCAGAACAUUGCAACAUGACGUGUUUGUUUUUACUUGCCUAAAUGAUAUAUCGUGCAGCCCUAAUAUCAAUGGCAAACAAGGGCAAAAAGAAAGCACCAACAGAUGAAUGACCCUAGUGCCAAGCCCUGUUCCAAAGCUCCCGUCCAAUCCCAGCUCUCGCUUUUCCACAUACUAUCGUCAGCCAUCCUUUACUUUAACAUCUAUCGCUUUUAAAAUACAGACCAUGCCAGACCAUCGUCCAAUCCAGAGUCCCUAUACUGAGAGAACGGACAGAAAGAACUAUGAUGGAAUCAUUGGAGUUCCAUUGGAGUUCCAUUGGAAUAGUGAUGGACGUCAAAUAGGAGUUCCAGAGCCAGAACUCUGGAUGUACUGACGGAGUACUGACGGAGGCGUCACUGUGAAGUCCUCCAUCAGUCCAAUAAUGAUCUAAAGACUUAAGAUUUGUGCUGUUGAAGACUUUUAAAGAAUUUUCCUAACGCUCUUGAACUCUGAAUUGUACUGAAAAGGAUCAAGGACCACAAAGACUUGCGAACUUUCUAAAACAGCCAUGAUGUGCUGAGCUGGGUCCAUCCGCUUGGAUUCUUACAAAUGAUAUUUUAUUACUCCGAUGAUGAAAAAUGACUGCUUUUCAGAAACUGUUAAAAAAAUAUAUAUAUAUCUCUGAACUACCUGAGACCAUCCGUUACCUUAACCAGCUGGUUUUUGGAGAUGUAUUGUAAAGUCACUUUUAUUGUUCAUAAAGUUUCUGGGGAAGAAUCGUCGUCGUUUUCCUCCCUCAAGUUUGUUUUGUUGGUCCAAAAUAUAUAAUAUGUUGCUCCAGACGAUUUUUAAUUUUUUUUUUUUUUCACUUUGAACACCCAUUUAAAAGAACAAAAAAAUCCCUCUUCAUUAUUAUAUUAUUCAAUAUACGAUAUGAUAUAAAACUAGUAUGAUAUUAUAAAAUAUCAAAUAUGAGGAGAUUAUAUGCAAAUACAUUGGGUAGGAUAUGGCCUAAUCGAGU
Astyanax mexicanus (Mexican tetra) is the source of this 7893-nucleotide messenger RNA. It is a transcript of the gene mdga2a, whose product is annotated as MAM domain containing glycosylphosphatidylinositol anchor 2a. Lineage: Eukaryota; Metazoa; Chordata; Actinopteri; Characiformes; Acestrorhamphidae. Gene Ontology annotation, biological process: homophilic cell-cell adhesion; synapse organization. The transcript has 17 exons. Gene Ontology annotation, molecular function: axon guidance receptor activity; protein binding. The record is from RefSeq and is a predicted model, not a curated record. Gene Ontology annotation, cellular component: neuronal cell body; plasma membrane; axon. The coding region runs from base 1428 to 4301 and encodes 957 amino acids.